AUGGGGUUCGAGGUGGAGAACAUGCGCAUCAUUGCAUUGCCCGACGAUGCCUUCUAUCUCUCGGACUUCAUUACAGAAGAUGAGGAGAAGUGGCUUUUACAGAAGGUCAAAUCAGCACCUCUUCCUCGCUGGACUCAGCUUGCCCACCGCAGGCUUCAGACAUGGCCAUCAGCACUGACCAGAAACAAUGUGCUCCUCGCAUCACCGCUGCCAGCUUGGCUCAGAAGUCCAAUCAUCGAGUCUCGCUUCAAAUCGUUGGGAAUAUUCAAUGAUUCACCCCACAAGGAGCCCAAUCAUGUGCUAGUGAACGAGUAUCUGCCCGGCCAAGGGAUCAUGCCACACGAAGACGGAGCAGCGUAUUACCCUCUCGUCGCGACAGUGAGUCUGGGAGCACCAAUCGUGCUGGAGUUUUACGACAAACACACCCAGAAAGCCACAAGAGCCAAGGAAGAAGAAACCGGCCUCGAAACCAAUCAACCGCGGUACAGGAUCUUGCAGGAAAGGCGGAGCUUGCUCGUAACGAAGAACAAGAUGUACACAGAACUUCUACAUGGAAUUGCGGAAACGUUGAGGGAUGAGAACCUCAACCCGGAGGCAAUCUGCAACUGGGACCUCUUGCGAGACAAAAAAGCCUACAUGGAUGGAUGGUAUGAGCGCGAGACGAGAAUCAGUCUCACAUACCGAGAUGUUCUCCAAGUUGCGAAGAUAGGAGAUACUAUGAAGUUCUUGAGCCGAUGA
Molecule: messenger RNA, 738 nt
Organism: Penicillium brevicompactum
Lineage: Eukaryota; Fungi; Ascomycota; Eurotiomycetes; Eurotiales; Aspergillaceae
Exons: 2
Coding region: 1-738 (245 amino acids)
Source: RefSeq, a predicted model, not a curated record